Spea bombifrons (plains spadefoot toad) is the source of this 2007-nucleotide messenger RNA. RefSeq names its product proline rich 33 (gene PRR33). The record is from RefSeq and is a predicted model, not a curated record. NCBI's taxonomy places the organism in Eukaryota, Metazoa, Chordata, Amphibia, Anura, Pelobatidae. The coding region runs from base 106 to 1794 and encodes 562 amino acids. The transcript is spliced from 2 exons.
GUUUCCCUGUCCCAGGUGUGGGGGUUGUUUUCCUCGGAGUCCCAGAUGGACUGAGGGGCCUGGUUGGAGUCACUGGUGUCACACCGAUCUCCCUAAGCAGGUACAAUGCUUCUCACCGUGACUCCGCUGGAAAAUCCUGGGCCUCCCUCUCCAGCCCCCCCUCCCACAGCCCCUAAGCCUAAUAAAGACAAUGCUAGGCUGCAGCGCCUUUUACGCAAAGCUGCGAAAAGAGGUGGAGUACAGCACCCCUCCUCCCAGCCCCCUAAAUCCUUCCGCUCCACCCUGUCUCCUGUUAGUGAAGCUGAUUUGGAGAGCCUUGAAUCUACAACUCCCAAGAAACACGGUCCUCCUCCCCUUACCCUGCCACCACGCUUCCAGAUCCGAACUGUAACUCAUCGAGUGCCCUCUCCUUAUCCAAAAAAUCGCAGCUUCACAUUUACUGUGAGUGAGCAACACAGUCUGAGUCAGUAUCUGACCUCUCCCCCACCCUAUGAAACUCCCUCACCACGUCCAGUGAGGGGCAGUACUCCUACCACUUCUACUGAUGGUCAACCAGCAAGCACUACCCCUAAGUUGUUCCCCCAAAUAGCCAGUAAACAUAGCACAACUUUAUCUACAGAAGCCCCUAGAUUGAAAAAUCGCAACGAGUCGUCUUCACCCCAUCCAGCUAUUUCUGAGCUUCAAGGAACAUUAAAUGGUACAUCGACCCAUGCAGGAGCAGAAGUGCUUUCCCCAAACAUUAAAGGAAACAAGGACAACGAUCAAAAUAGUGGAGUGGCCACAAAUACAGAAACUAGAUACUUCACCACAGAACCUGGGAACACAGAUUCAGGAAUGAAUACUAGCAUCCUCACAAUAGGCACUGUGGCAGAGUCACCCAGUCCUCCUAAAUCAGGCCAAGAAGGAACCACACAAAAACCCACCAGCUGCUCUUAUCUAAGUUCUGAGAAAACCCCUGCGUCUGUAAUAUCCCCCACUCCCAUGUUCACAGAGAAAAGUGAGUUGCUGUCCUUGUCUUCUAAAGUUGCAGAUAUCCCACAUAUUAGUUUAACUGUUGACUCGGGGCCCAUCGAUAUAUCUAAAACCCAUAAAAGUCCAACAUCCGCAGAUAUAUGUAAUACAGCCAGCCCACUAUCUUCAGGAGUCACACAGAGAACGGUGACACAGGUAAUAAAAUCUCCCUCGCCUUAUGCAUCGACACCAGUGACACCUGUACCUGCUGGAUCACCCUAUUUUGAAAAACUUCCCAGCACCGAGGAGUUAGGUCUUCUGAAAAACCCUGAACGAGUUAAACCACCCAGGAGAAAGCCAGGUGGUGGAUGGGCACGGUUAGUCAAGCACCUUGUGGUAGAGCCUGAUGAGCCAAAGUUUCCAGAACUACAAAGGACAGAAGGAAAAGAAGAGAAAGCAGGAGGCGAUGUAGGGAUGACCACAGAGGGGCAGCAGCAGAGUCGAGGUUCCCGUGCCAAUAAAAUGUGGGAUGCUCUACUAUAUCACAUGGCUACAUCCAACAAACAGCAGGAGAAAACAGGCCCUGUGUCGGAUGUUCCCCCUCCUCUCCCAUUUCUACGGUCACGCUUGCCACUUCUCCUCCACAGGCCUCGAUUUGAUGCACGCAAGCUGAAAGAAGCUGCCUCUCGUCCUCUGCGCAGAGUGACUGCCUUCUUCCACCGCAGAAGCAAUGAGCGGCCACUCAGCAGCUUCAACCGGACUGCAUCUGGUUGGAGCAUCCGAGGAGAAGAUGCAGAACAAUUGGUAGGAGAAGGAGAUGGUCAGGAGAAUGGCACAAUGUAAGGAGCCAUGGGAGAUUACCAUACCCCUCUAAUGCCCAUGGGGUGGCAUGAAUUAAAGUGUUACUGUUACAAGAGCAGAUAAAUGGCAACAUGUUAUGUUGCAUAUAUUUAAAAUGACUACCACCAGAUUAAGGCACCAGGUAGCAAAAAUAAAAAGAGAAAGUAUAAAGAAGUCUGUUUAUUCAUCCUGUAUUAAAACAAUUAUUAAAACAGC